AUGAACUUGGCAAUUACGCCGAGAUUCAAAAGUGUUAGGAUACCUCCAUAUGACGAAAGUCAAUACUCAGAUGCCCACUUAGAGGCUUUCAAUACCGAGAUGCUGUUCAACGGGAUAACUGGACCUAUUAAGGCCAGAAUCUUUGCGACGACAUUGACAAGUCAGGCAAUGUCAUGGAUAACAAGGCUCCCGAGGAACUCGAUCGAUUCGUUCGAGGACCUGGCUCGAACUUUCCGUCUGAAUUUUGCAACGAGUAAGGCACAUCCGAUGCCGGCCUAUGCCUUAGGAAUAAUCCGGCAAAAGGAGAAUGAAUCAUUGAGGAAAUACCUCGAUCGAUUUAAAGAUGUCGCCCUCAAGGUCCGGAACCUAACUGAACCAGUACACCUGCAUCUGAUCAUCUCAGGAUUAGAUGGCGACUCUCCACUCGCAAAGUCAAUCUAUAAGAACCCGGUCAACGAUCUGGAGGAGUUCCGACGAAGGUCGGACAAAUAUAUAGAUAUUGAAGACAUACAUAAGGCUUAUGGAGAGUCCAGAGGACGGAGUCCGAAUCGCUGGAGCCCAAGCAAGAAUAACAAAGACCGGGAUCAGCAGGGAUCAAAGAAAGGAAACGACUCUCGUGACAAGAGAUCGGAUGACCGAUCUCCAAGAACCAAGUAUGACACUUACACACCAUUAAACAUGUCCAUAUCUCGGAUAUGGAAAGAGGUGGCUCAGACCGAGAUGCGUAAUGUUGAGAGACCUCGACCCCUCAAGAGCAAGAGCGGAGAGGGGAAAUUGAAACAAUACAUUAUCCGAACUCAGGGCAAGAAGAACAGCAAGCGAAGGCAAAGAAGUCGGAGCAGAAGUCACAGCCUUAAGAGGGAGGAGAGAAAAGAUCGGGAACAAGACCGUCCUCCAAAGGGCAAAAAGGUCGAAGAUAAAGAUGAGGAGUUUCAAGAAGCUAAAUUCGAGUGCAAUGUGAUAAGCGGAGCUUUGGGUGGAGGAGGUGAUACUGCAAAUGCAAGAAGAAAAUACCUAAAGGAGGUCAUGUCCGUCAGAGACAGGCCAACCUUCAAAGGAAGAGCCAACAACCCUACUCCCCCAAGACUGUCCUUUACUCAAGAAGACCUAGAAAUGGUCGUACCUGGACACACUGAUGGAUUGGUGGUUACCGGGGUGUUAGUUAACUGCCGGGUUAAGAGAAUCUUCAUUGACCGUGGAAGUUCGGCAGACAUACUCUUUUGGAACGCUUUCCAAAGGAUGAACUUGGAUGAAAAAGACCUGAAACCCUACGCCGCCAAGCUGAUUAGGUUCAACGGAGAGUCAUCCCCUCUAAAGGGAUAUAUAGACUUGAAGCUGACCUUGGGGACGAAAGAAUCGUUCCGAGCUAGAAGGGUUCAAUUUGUGGUAGUAGAUGCACCUUCCUCCUACAAUGUGAUCAUUGCCUGA
Molecule: messenger RNA, 1428 nt
Organism: Gastrolobium bilobum
Lineage: Eukaryota; Viridiplantae; Streptophyta; Magnoliopsida; Fabales; Fabaceae
Exons: 2
Coding region: 1-1428 (475 amino acids)
Source: RefSeq, a predicted model, not a curated record